CGUCAAAUGGUGGGGGAGCUGAAUAUUUAGUGUAGGAAGCGACGAUAUUCUGACGCCCAGUAAUCUCAUAAUCAUACCCUUCUAUAACCUAUUGGGGAAGGCGCUAUAAUACGGGCAGUGUGGAAGCAUACGCCCGGUUGUGGCCGGCCUAGAUACAGGCUGCCAUGUAACCGAAUGAUGACUGAGGCUUCAAAACCAAACCACCAUUGGCCAACAAUGUGUGAUAAAGCUCGGUCCUUUCGUACAGUACCAAUCCUCCUCAAAGUCGGGAAAAUCCCCCAUAUGCAAGAUGAAGAUGAGCGAUUGCAACACAGAUGGAUGAACGGCACUGGCCGUGAAGUCAUAUUAUUGAAGCUGGUGAUAGAUCACGUACAGAUAGCCAACGACAGCUAAUAUUUGAAGAGGCGAAAUUCCGGACGAACCGGAUUCUUGGACAGUUCAGAAGACAGUGUAUUCUCUGAAAUCCCCCCAUUCCAAGAUGUACCUCGCAUCCGCACUCCAAGGCCUAGACCUUGAAAUAACCGCGACGAAGGCUUUCGUAGCAUGCUUUGCUCUUAUAAUUACGACAACGAUAUACAAGUUGGUAUACAACGCUUACUUCCACCCCCUUGCUUCUCUUCCUGGUCCAUUUCUGUAUCGAACAACCGAGUUUCCCUACCGUUGGCAGCAAGUUCGGGGCCGAGAGACCUACAUACUAGCCAAGCUUCACCAAAAGUACGGACAUGUUGUGAGAAUCGCGCCAAAUGAUGUAUCCUAUACGGGCCCGGAAGCCUGGAAGGCUAUCUACGGGCAUCACGUUACACCAGGUGGAUCUUACUUGUCACGUAACCUGCCUGCAGGCCCGGACAUGGACGCAUAUGGAGCCCUCGGAGUUUUCAACGCUGAGGGCGAAGAGCAUGCUCGGAAGCGCCAUCACUUCAACCCCGCAUUCUCUGACAGAGCGCUCCGCGAGCAAGAACCCAUAGUUAUGCAAUACAUCAAUGGCCUAAUGAAUAGCUUCACUAAAAAGGCAAAGACCGGAGAGCCCGUCGAUUUAUCCCAAUGGUUCGACUUCGUCACCUUCGACGUCAUCGGAGACAUAAUGUUCGGAAGCGACGUGUUCGGAUGCGUUGAGAGCUCGCGCUACCACCCACUUGUAUCCGAUCUCUUCUCGCGGUUCGAGGCAAUAGUGCUCAACAUGGCUUUUGAGAGGAUCGCGCCACCGCUCGCUUCCUUACUUAGGAUCCUGACGCCCAAUCACAUUAAACAGCGACAAAAAGCCCAUGCCGACACGAUCAAAUCCUUGGUUGAUUGCAGAUUGAAUACAAUUACGAAUCGACCCGAUUUCAUAUCAUUCCUCCUCAGUCAGGAUAGGAAGGCCCCAUUUACUGCGGCCGAUAGGAACGAAAUCUAUCCCACAGCCUCCCAGACGAUGCUAGCCGGGAGUGAAACGAUUGCCACGACGUUAUCGGGUUGUAUUCUCUUUCUACUCCAACAUCCAGAUGCGAUGGCCAAAGCGAAGCAGGAAAUCCGCACGACGUAUAAAUCGGUGGAUGAGAUUAACCCAUCUGCUCUAGCUACUAAUAAGUAUUUCCUCGCCGUCCUUGAUGAGUCGAUGAGACUGUAUACCGCGGUUCCUGGGCACAUAAGACGUUACGUGCCGGCCGGAGGGUGUAACAUACUCGGUACCUUCAUUCCCGAAGGGACAUUUGUCGGUUUCACGGCGUAUUCGGCGUAUCGCGAUGAGUCCCAUUUCAAGGAGGCCGAAAAGUUUAUUCCGGAGCGAUGGUUGGGGACCGAUCCUCAAUAUGAAAAUGACAAUCGGGAGAUGGUGCGCCCGUUUGGUUAUGGACCUAUGGAUUGUAUCGGGAUGAAUCUGGCACGUUUCGAACUGCGCAUGGUUCUAGCUCGGCUUAUUUGGCAGUUUGACCUAGAGCUUAUGUCCGAGAGUAGGGAUUGGUUUGAUCAGAAGGUGUUCAUUAUCUGGUAUCGAAGGCCGUUGCUUGUUAAAUUGGUGGCGAGGGAUUUGUCUUCGAAAUCAACUUAAGAUGGAUGGCUGUGCGA
Messenger RNA from Hypoxylon trugodes, 2043 nucleotides. Its product is annotated as cytochrome P450. The transcript is spliced from 3 exons. Lineage: Eukaryota; Fungi; Ascomycota; Sordariomycetes; Xylariales; Hypoxylaceae. The record is from RefSeq and is a predicted model, not a curated record. The coding region runs from base 479 to 2026 and encodes 515 amino acids. Gene Ontology annotation, molecular function: iron ion binding; heme binding; monooxygenase activity.